This is a messenger RNA of Alosa alosa (allis shad), 1264 nucleotides long. Its product is annotated as homeobox protein HMX3-like. Gene Ontology annotation, biological process: negative regulation of DNA-templated transcription; regulation of transcription by RNA polymerase II. Gene Ontology annotation, molecular function: RNA polymerase II transcription regulatory region sequence-specific DNA binding; DNA-binding transcription factor activity, RNA polymerase II-specific. Bases 50 to 1027 code for a protein of 325 amino acids. The transcript is spliced from 2 exons. The record is from RefSeq and is a predicted model, not a curated record. Lineage: Eukaryota; Metazoa; Chordata; Actinopteri; Clupeiformes; Clupeidae. Gene Ontology annotation, cellular component: nucleus.
UUCUCAUGGACAUUGCUGAACGCGCAUUCGCGAGACACAGCCACGGCCGAUGGAAGAGUCUCCGUCACACUCCACCGGAUGUUUCGAGCGAGGGAGUCGCGGGUAUAGGAGCACGAGUACGGUGACGCCGAAAGAUCCGCAAAAAGGUGGGGAAUUCGGGAAUAUGCCGGAGAAAGUGUACGACGCACCGCCAAGAGUCUCAUCAUUUUUCAUUGAGGACUUGCUUCGCUCCACCAAGAGGGAUGACAAAAAGACUACCAUUGAGAACAGAAUUGUCUGCACAGACCGGAGUAUUUACGACCACGCAAGUAGAAGGCACUGCUACCAAGUUCAAAGCCAAGAGCAAAAUCUCGGGUCAAGCUUGACAGAGGACGCACACAUAUCUAAACGGCGUGGAUCACCACAUUGUAGCGACCUAAGCCCAGUGAGUCACACAGAAAUCUCCAGCGACCAGUGCCAGGUGUCAGAAAACCGAGAAUUGUCGUUUGUCUCCGAGGGAACGGAGGAUCACGAGGAAAAUGAGGGAUGUAGAGAGACUCUUGUCGACGAGAAAGACGACGACAAUGACUUACACUCCCCAGACAUCGCACGAGCAGAUGGUGAGGGGUCCGGAGGGAAGGCGGGUCGCAAGAAAAAAACCCGCACAGUGUUCAGUCGAAGUCAGGUAUUUCAGUUGGAGUCCACGUUCGAUGUGAAACGUUACCUGAGCAGCGCUGAGCGAGCAGGGCUCGCGACCUCUCUCCACCUGACUGAGACGCAGGUGAAGAUUUGGUUCCAGAAUCGGCGGAACAAGUGGAAGCGACAAGUUGCGGCCGACAUGGAGGCUGCUAAUCUAUGCUACUCGACUCAGAGGGUAGUCAGGGUGCCUAUCCUGUAUCACGAACACCCGGCGUCUGCCGCGCUUAACCUGGGCACAACACAGGCAUCACCGCCUUUGGUUGGAUUUCCCGGCAGUGUGAAUUAUUCUCUCUCCUCGCUCACACCUCCCUUCCAGUUUGUAAGGUCACAGAUGACAGGUCUCGUGUGACGCCACAGAGCCAAAAUGGACACACAUAAUGUAUCAUACUGUUCAUCAAACAACGUGCAAUGGCCCAGGACUGUGAGAACAUUUUUGAAGACUUUCCAUAUCUUCAGGAUUAUUUUAUAGGCCUACCUAAUAGAAGAGUAAAAGAGAGCAAUAUUAUCUACCAACGCAAUAUUGUGUCUUAUAGUUAUUUUUACUUUGAACGUGUAUUUAAAAUUGUAUAGGCUAUCUUGAUUUUAU